This is a messenger RNA of Kockovaella imperatae, 1269 nucleotides long. RefSeq names its product voltage-dependent anion channel. Gene Ontology annotation, biological process: sulfite transmembrane transport; transmembrane transport. Gene Ontology annotation, cellular component: plasma membrane. The record is from RefSeq and is a predicted model, not a curated record. The transcript is spliced from 3 exons. NCBI's taxonomy places the organism in Eukaryota, Fungi, Basidiomycota, Tremellomycetes, Tremellales, Cuniculitremaceae. Bases 1 to 1269 code for a protein of 422 amino acids. Gene Ontology annotation, molecular function: sulfite transmembrane transporter activity.
AUGUCACCUUCUUCAACUCGGGAGAAGUCUCCCUCUGCGUCCCCUAAACGCCGAUCGUAUGCGGAAUACGCAUGUCUAAACAUCAGUCCAUCCUUCUUCUCCCUCAAUAUGGGCACCGGAAUCGCCUCCAUCCUCCUGUACACACUACCGUAUAAUGCGCCUUGGCUUAGACGUAUCGGCAUAGUCAUCUUCAUCCUCAACAUUGUCCUCUUUAUCCUUUUUGCGAUCCUGAACAUGAUCCGCUAUGUCCGUUGGAGAGGCCUCUUUACCGCUGUCAACUCGCACUCACAAGCUGGUAUGUCUUGGGGCUGCCUGCCAAUGGGCUUUGUGACGAUCAUUAAUAUGGUUGCCCUGGUCUGCGUACCUGCGUUUGGUCGUAAAUGGGCUCAUUUCGCCCUUGUUCUUUGGUGGAUAGAUGUGCUAGUGUCCAUCGCUGCUAAUUUCGGUAUGCUAUUCAUGAUGUUUACUCGACAAACGCAUACAACUAUCACUUCGGCUAUGUUGCUCCCUAUUGUCGCCUCCGUCGUCGCGGCGGCCUCAGGUGGUGUCGUCGCUCAGCACCUGAUGCCAUUUGAUCCUCAUCUCGCUCGAUCGACUCUGAUAUGUGCGUAUGUCAUCUGGGGAACAGGCGUUCCAGUAGCUAUGUUCAUGAUAACUUUGUGGAUCUACCGCUUGAUCAUGGAAGGCCUACCGCCUCAAAGCUCUCUACCUGGCUGCUUCCUUCCUUUGGGACCCUGCGGUCAAGGUUCCUACGGUAUCUUGAUCCUUGGUCGUGUGGCACGGGAUCUUGGCUACACAUACGGUAUUGCCAUGGCUCCCAAUGCGCCUGGCUCGACGCUCAAUAUCGCCGAUGCGAUAUAUGCUGGUGGAAUCGUCACUGGUCUGGUCCUAUGGGGUCUCGGACUAGUCUGGUAUACUCUCGGCAUGGCCAUCACUCUCGAUCAUGGGCUGAGAAAUCUCGGGUUCUUCAAACCCAAAUCAUUCACCAUCAGUUGGACAUCAUACACAUUCCCCAUAGGGGUAUGGGCGACGGCCACCACGACGCUGGCUCAAGAGCUGGACUCUCCAGCGUUCAGAGUGAUAGGCACUGUCGUCUCGCUCCAAGUCGUCUUUCAGUGGCUUUACGUCUUCCUUAUGACGUGUUACAAGGCUUGGAACGGAACAAUAUAUAAUGCUGUGGAAUUGGACAAAUGGGAGAGUAGGCAACCGCCAAUACGGUGGGCAAAGAAGGCUACAUGUCGUGGUAACCCAGAGGUAUGUAUUGCCUAG